Molecule: messenger RNA, 332 nt
Organism: Staurois parvus
Lineage: Eukaryota; Metazoa; Chordata; Amphibia; Anura; Ranidae
Source: the annotation of a GenBank genome assembly
AAGAUUUUGCAUUUCCGGGGAGGAGAACUGUAUGUAAACAAUACAGUUCUCCUCCCUGUCAGCUCGUGCACACUGCUUUGGAUGGCUGUGCACGGCAGAGUCAUGCAAAUCAGUGUGAUUACAGUGAAGCACAGACACACAGACACAAGUAAAACACUCCCAGCACACAGUUAACCCUUUGAUCACCCCUCAUGUUAACCCCUUCCUGCCCAGUGCCCUUAGUACAGUGUCAAUGCUUUUUUUUAGCACUGUUCAUUGUAUUGGUGUCACUGGGGAUGUUAGUGAUACCACAUCAGUUCCCCCCAGUGUCAGAAUGCCGGCUGUAGUCCCGC